Raphanus sativus (radish) is the source of this 4060-nucleotide messenger RNA. Its product is annotated as LRR receptor-like serine/threonine-protein kinase GSO2. Gene Ontology annotation, biological process: protein phosphorylation. The record is from RefSeq and is a predicted model, not a curated record. NCBI's taxonomy places the organism in Eukaryota, Viridiplantae, Streptophyta, Magnoliopsida, Brassicales, Brassicaceae. Gene Ontology annotation, molecular function: protein kinase activity; protein binding; ATP binding. The coding region runs from base 207 to 3959 and encodes 1250 amino acids. The transcript has 2 exons.
AUUAUAUGUAUACGUAAAGAGAGAGAGGGAGAGAGAGAGAGGGAGUCCCCAUGCACCGUUCUUACGACCAAUCAUUCCUCUCCAACCAAAAGACCAACAAUUGUCUUACUUAAAAUUCUCUCUGUUUCCAACAAUAAUCUCGUUCCUGCUUGAACUUCAAGAAUCUUCAUUCACUUGCAUACAUCUCUUGUUUCCUGGAGAAAAAGAUGACGAAGCCAAAAGACAUGCAGCAAAAUUCUCUUCUUCUAGUUCUUGUUAUGCUUCUCCUCUGUUUUUCAUUCGGUCCGGGUUUGGGUCAACCGGGUCAAAGUGACGAUCUUCAAACUCUUCUCGAAGUGAAGAAGUCUCUCGUCGCAAACGCAGAAGACGAAAAAGUUCUCCGAAACUGGAAUUCAGAUGAUCCCAAAUUCUGCAACUGGACCGGUGUCACGUGCCGUGGUCGUCUCGUCAUCGGUUUAAAUCUCUCUGAUUUUGACUUAACCGGUUCAAUCUCUCCUUCGGUUUGCCGGUUCAGUAACCUAAUCCACCUCGAUCUAUCUUCCAACAGUCUCGUGGGUCCCAUUCCAACUGCUCUCUCCAACCUCUCUUCCUCUCUGGAAACUCUCCAUCUCUUCUCUAACCAACUCACCGGUUCAAUACCGAGUCAACUCGGCUCACUCGUGAACCUCAUGUCGUUAAAACUCGGAGACAACGACCUAACCGGAUCAAUCCCGGACACGUUCGGUAACCUCGUCAACCUCCAGACGCUCGCAUUGGCCAAGUGUAGACUCACCGGUUCAAUACCGAGUCAACUCGGUCGACUCGUUAACCUCCAAGCUUUAAUUGUGCAACAAAACUACCUCGAAGGACCGAUUCCGCCCGAGUUAGGAAACUGCACAAGCCUCGUUUUGUUCACCGCGGCGUUCAAUAGCCUCAACGGAUCGUUACCGGCGGAGCUGAGUCGACUCGUAAACCUCCAGAUACUCAACUUGGGAAACAACAGCUUCUCCGGUGAGAUACCGAGUCAAUUCAGCGAUUUGCGGAAUCUCCAAUACCUUAACUUAGCCGGUAACAGACUUCAAGGUUCGAUUCCGAAGAGACUAACGGGUUUGGAGAAUCUUCAAACCCUUGAUUUGUCUAACAACAAUCUCACCGGAGAGAUACAUGAAGAGUUCUGGAACAUGAACUACCUUGAAGAUUUGGUUCUAGGUAACAACCCUCUCCUCCCUGGCUCAUUACCAAAGAGCUUGUGCUCUAACAACACAUUCUUGAAGCAACUGGUUUUGUCUGGAACUCAACUCUCCGGCGAAAUACCGGCGGAGAUUAGCAAAUGCCAGUCGCUACAAGCGCUUGAUCUGUCGAACAACACGCUCACCGGUCGGAUCCCAGAUUCAUUGUUUAAGCUCGCCGAACUCACGGUUUUAUAUCUUCACAACAAUACCUUGAAGGGCACGUUAUCUCCCUCGGUUUCUAACCUAACGAAUCUACAAGAGCUCGCUCUGUAUCACAAUGACUUGGAGGGGAAGUUACCUAAAGAAAUCGGUUUCCUCAGCAAAUUAGAAGUUCUGUAUCUAUACGAGAACCGGUUUUCUGGUGGAGUCCCGGUCGAGAUUGGGAACUGCACGAGUCUGAAGUCGAUUGAUAUGUUUGGGAAUCGUUUCAGUGGAGAGCUUCCUUCUUCGAUUGGGGGAUUAAAAGACCUUACUCUGCUUCACUUGAGAGAGAACGAGUUCGUUGGUGACAUUCCCGCCACUCUAGGUAACUGUCACAAGCUGACGAUUCUUGAUUUAGCUGAUAACCAGCUCUCGGGUUCGAUUCCCUCCUCGUUCGGGUUCUUGAAGUCGUUGGAACAGUUGCAUCUUUACAACAAUUCUCUUCAGGGGACUCUUCCGAGUUCACUUAUCAACUUGAAGAAUCUCACGAGGAUCAAUUUCUCAAACAAUAAGCUCAAUGGCUCGAUCAGUCCGUUGUGCGGUUCAAUCUCUUAUCUCUCAUUUGAUGUCACAGAUAACGAGUUCCAGGGAGAUUUACCUCUUCAGCUAGGGAAGUCCCCGAGUCUCGACCGGUUAAGGCUAGGGAAGAAUCAGUUCACUGGAAGAAUCCCAUGGACAUUUGGGGAGAUUAGUGCCUUGUCUUUGUUGGAUAUCUCGAGCAACUCUCUGACAGGAAACAUACCGUUAGAGCUUGGUUUGUGCAAGAAUCUGACACACAUUGAUCUCAACGAUAACUUUCUUUCAGGGGCUAUACCUCCAUGGCUUGGGAAGCUUCCACUCUUGGGUGAGCUCAAGCUUUCUUCUAAUCAGUUUACCGGGUCACUCCCUAAGGAGAUUUUCAGCUUAACCAAGCUUCUUGUGCUAUCUCUUGAUGGCAAUUCACUAAACGGUUCGAUCCCACAAGAGAUUGGCAACUUGGAAUCUCUCAAUGUACUUAACCUCGGAAAGAAUCAGAUAUCAGGUCAGCUUCCUUCAGGGAUAGGCAAGCUUAGCAAGCUCUACGAGCUUCGGUUAUCGAGAAACGUCUUGACCGGAGAAAUCCCUGUUGAGAUUGGACAGCUACAAGAUCUUCAAAGUGCUUUGGAUCUCAGCUACAACAACUUUACCGGAGACAUUCCAUCUACGAUCUCGACGUUACGUAAGCUUGAAUCACUUGAUCUGUCUCACAAUCACCUUGUCGGGAAUGUUCCUGGACAGCUCGGAGACAUGAACAGCUUAGUUUAUCUCAACCUCUCUUACAACAGCCUCGAGGGGAAAUUGAAAAAGCCGUUCUCUAAGUGGCAAGCUGAUGCUUUUGUAGGCAAUGCAGGUCUUUGUGGAAGCCCUCUUAGUCAUUGCAAGAACAAGAAGCAGCAAGGUCUUAGCGCGAAAACUGUGGUUAUCAUCUCUGCGAUUUCAUCUUUAGCAGCUAUUGCGUUGAUGGUACUUGUGUUUGUCGUCUUCUUCAAGCAAAAUCUAGCUCUUUUGAAGAAAGGGAGAGGCGGAAACAGCGCAUUCUCAUCGAACUCCUCUUCUUCAGAAGCUCCUCUGUUUAGCCAUGGUGGUGCAAAGUCGGAUAUAAAGUGGGAAGACAUCAUGGAAGCUACGCAUUACCUUGACGACGAGUUCAUGAUUGGAUCAGGAGGGUCGGGAAAAGUUUACAAAGCGGAUUUGAAGAACGGAGAGACCAUUGCUGUGAAGAAGAUUCCUUGGAAAGAUGAUUUGAUGUCAAACAAGAGCUUUAACAGAGAAGUGAAGACCCUUGGAACGAUCAGACACAGACAUUUGGUUAAGCUAAUGGGUUACUGCAGCAGCAAAGCGCAAGGUUUGAAUAUGUUGAUUUAUGAGUACAUGGAGAGUGGAAGCGUCUGGGACUGGCUUCACGCUACGAAGAAAGAGGUUCUUGAUUGGGAAACAAGAUUGAAAAUAGCGGUUGGGUUGGCUCAGGGAGUAGAGUAUCUUCAUUUUGAUUGUGUUCCUCCCAUUGUUCACCGCGAUAUCAAAUCCAGUAAUGUGCUUCUUGAUUCCAACAUGGAAGCACAUUUGGGAGAUUUUGGUCUCGCCAAGAUUCUAACUGAGAAUUGUGACACCAACACAGAAUCAAAUUCUUUGUUUGCAGGCUCUUAUGGCUACAUUGCACCAGAGUAUGCUUACUCGUUGAAGGCAACUGAGAAGAGCGAUGUGUACAGUAUGGGGAUAGUGUUGAUGGAGAUUGUGACUGGUAAAAUGCCAACAGAGGGAGGGUUUGGUGAAGAGACGGAUAUGGUUAGAUGGGUAGAUACAGUUCUCGGUUCUGCAGCGAGAGAGAAGCUGAUUGAUUCAGAGCUUAAACCGCUCUUGCCUUGCCAGGAAGAAGCAGCUUAUCAGGUUCUUGAAAUAGCAGUUCAGUGCACAAAGACUUAUCCUCAGGAGAGACCAUCUUCAAGACAGGCUUGUGACUGUCUUCUCAAUGUCUUCAACAAUAGAGGUGCUGGUUAUAGGGAGAUGCAAAAUGAUUCCCAGAAAUGAUUUGCGUACACAUAUUGGUUUGUGGGUUUGCGCACACAUAUUGGUUUGUGGAUAUCUACUAAGUAAUCGUUAGAAACGUAAGAAAUAAAUGGCUUCAUCGA